AUGGGAAGCAAGCGUGUUCCCCUGGUACCCCGCCGCCGCCGCUUAGCGCGGCCGGCUGGCCGCCGGCACAUAGGAUCGACGAAGCAGCACCGAGUCUUCCUCGCGCUGGAGCGAGACUUCCACUUUCAGCAGCUGCCCUUGAGGCUUGAUAGAAAAAUUGAAAUGCGCCUCGACAUCGCGAUGCGCAGUAUCCGGCGGGAACAAUUCUGCGUGCGGAAUGUCGGCUUCGAUGCUGCCGAAAUACACCAGGUGGGAGCGGACGCCGUCCAGCGGGUAGGUGAUACGACAAUCCCAAUCGACAUCAUGAUCCGACCGGAUCUUCUGACGGUCGAAUUGCUCAGUGCUGGUGUACAAAUCGGAUGA
This is a messenger RNA of Penicillium atrosanguineum, 363 nucleotides long. RefSeq lists its product as uncharacterized. NCBI's taxonomy places the organism in Eukaryota, Fungi, Ascomycota, Eurotiomycetes, Eurotiales, Aspergillaceae. The record is from RefSeq and is a predicted model, not a curated record. The transcript has 2 exons. The coding region runs from base 1 to 363 and encodes 120 amino acids.